Esox lucius (northern pike) is the source of this 4507-nucleotide messenger RNA. RefSeq names its product PH domain and leucine rich repeat protein phosphatase 2 (gene phlpp2). The coding region runs from base 128 to 4450 and encodes 1440 amino acids. Gene Ontology annotation, molecular function: protein binding. The record is from RefSeq and is a predicted model, not a curated record. The transcript has 19 exons. Lineage: Eukaryota; Metazoa; Chordata; Actinopteri; Esociformes; Esocidae.
CGGUGAGGUUCAGACUCGUUAUGGCGUCGCAAAGAACCAGAAUGUUUUUUCUUCAGCUGCCGCAUGUAUUGGAAUUUGCCAGUCGUGAACCAUGACGUUCUUUCAUUUUCUGUAGUUAGAUACACACAUGCAAAUGAAGGAAGGAAAUCAUACAGCGACCACGGCCAAUGGCACGGAUAUGGACCGAGAAAAAGGUGGUAGUGUCGAAGAUAACGGGGCUUGUACGGACACGCUGCCAGACACGGUGGUCCACGAAGCAGAAUCUAAUCAAGCUGCAGGUCGUGGCGACCGCAAUGGUCCUGGAAACCGUGUCGGAACGGGGAUACGCGUUCUAAAGAGGAACAUGAAGAAUGGGAACCGAGGCUGUGUCACAAGGAAGACCCGCUUUGGAUCGCGGGAGCGGGAUUGGCUUAAGGGUGAUACCCAGCGAGGCUGUGUUUGUCUGUAUGGGGGAUCCGUAGACCCCCAGCCCCCUGCCUCGGGCCCUCAGGGGUCCUCCACCCCACAGGCAGAUCUGCGGCUAGUGCUUUGCUCCACCACUACCACUGUGGAAGAGCUGUGUGCCCAGAGGGAAGUAGAGGGACUGUACCUGCAGCUCCAUGGAGACCUGCUCAGGAGGCUGGACUCUUCUGAGCGUCCUCUCCAAAUGGUAUAUGAUUACCUGGCUGCUUUAGGCUAUCAGGACCCUCUGCGGGUGCAGAGAGAGGCUGCCAACUCGGACCUCAGCUGCAUGAUCCGCUUCUACAGUGAGCGCCCGGUAAAUGCAGACCAGCAGGAGCGGACCCUGCUGAAGGGCGUGUUCAGUGUCAGAAAGGGCAAGACCCAGUUGCACAAAUGGGCAGAGCGCCAGGUCAUCCUGUGUGGCACCUGUCUGAUCGUGGCCUCCGUCAAAGACUGCCUGACCGGGAAGAUGCACAUCCUGCCCCUGGUGGGGGGAAAGGUGGAGGAGGUGAAGAGAAGACAGCACUGCCUGAUGUUCAGCUCACCUGGACCUCAGGCCCAGACCUACUUUGUUAACUUUGACACCCUGGCCGACUAUCAGAGGUGGCAUCGGCAGGCUACAAAAGUGGUGUCUCAGACCAUCAGCAUGGUGGAUCUGUCAUGCUACAGUCUGGAGGAGGUGCCAGAGUACCUGUUCUAUAGCCAGGACAUCACCCACCUCAACCUUCGACACAACUUCAUGUCCCUGAAGGGGCCUGGAGGCCUGCUCAACCUCCCUAGGUUUUCCCAGCUGAAGAGCCUUAACCUUUCACACAACCGCCUGGGUGUGUUUCCAGAGUCUGUCUGUGAGAUCCUUACCCUAACGGAGCUCAACCUAUCAUGUAAUGGGCUGAAAGCCGUUCCAACACAGAUAGGCAACCUCCAGAGUCUGCAGACCCUGUCUCUGGAUGGGAACUACUUGAGCUCCCUGCCUGAAGAGCUGGGCAGCCUAGCGCAGCUCAACAGCCUGGGGCUAUCUUUCAACAACUUCCCCCACAUCCCCGGUGUGUUGGACAGGCUGAACGGCGUGGACAGGCUGGCCAUGGCUGGAAACCGUGUGGAGACCCUGGAGCUCAGCACCCUGGCCCGGAUGAGCCACCUGAAGAACAUUGACCUGCGGCUGAACGGCCUGCGCUCCGUUAGGGCUGAGGCCUUGGAGGCGUUGAAGCAGGUGAUCCAACUGGACCUGAGGGACAACCUCCUGACCUCAUUGGACCUCAGCUCCGCCUGCAGCCUGGAGACCCUGUACUGCCAGCGCAACCAGCUGGGGGCGCUAACGCUGAGUGGAUUCACCCUGCGCACUCUCCACGCCAGCAGCAACCGUCUGACCACGGUUAACAUCUACCCGGUACCCAACCAGCUGACGCAGAUGGACCUAUCACGGAACUUGCUGGACUACCUGCCAGACUGGGUGUGUGACAGCAGGAAGAUCGAGGUGUUAGACGUCACACACAACGUCUUGUCUGAACUGCCAGCCAGAUUGCUCAGCAGCCUGAGUCUAAGGAAGCUGCUUGCUGGGAACAAUGGACUGCAGAGGCUGCCUGACCUACUUGACCACGUCCCCUUGGAAGCACUCGACCUCCAGCACAACAAACUAGGCGAGCUCCCAGAGAGCCUCUUCUACAAGGCCUUAAACUUAAAGUACCUAAAUGUGUCAGCCAAUGCCCUGGAGACUAUUCCCCCCAGCAGCCAGUCAGAAGAGAGCCUCAGCACCCUCCAGGAACUGUACCUGACUGGGAACAACCUGAAUGAGAACUGCGCCGCCCUGCUGGUGGGACACCAGAACCUCAGAGUCCUCCACAUGGCCUACAACCAGCUGCUCUCCUUCCCUGCCAGUAAACUCAGUAAAUUGGAGCUGCUCGAAGAGCUAAAUCUCAGCGGCAACAAGCUGAAGACCAUCCCAUCUACUGUGUCCAGCUGUAAGAGAUUACACACCCUCACAGCACAUUCCAACCACAUCAGUGUGUUCCCAGAGAUUCUCAACCUGCCAGAGAUCAAGCUAGUAGACCUGAGCUGUAACGAGCUGACUGAGAUCCUGCUGCCAGAUUCUCUACCGGCCACCCUCCACGAACUGGACCUGACAGGCAACAGUAGUCUUAUGCUGGAGCAUAAAACCCUCAACAUGUUCAGUCACAUCACCACUCUGAAGCUGGACCAGAAGCCAGCCAUGACCACCGGGGACUCCCUGGGCAGCUCGUGUCUGUGGAACCAUGGCUACUCUGAGAUGAGCGGACAGAGGAACAAGUUGUGCGUGUCUGUAAUGGCAGUGGACCGCUUUGGGGACAGCGCGGAGGCGGCCUAUGGCAUCUUUGAUGGGGACCGUAAUGAGGAAGUACCUCGUCUGCUGCAGUGCACCAUGGGGGAUGUGCUGUCAGAGGAGCUACUGCAUUCCAAUAUUGAUAGUGUGUACAUGAGCAACACUUUCCUAACUUCACACAGGAAGCUGGGUAUGGCUGGUCAGAAGCUGGGCGCGUCUGCCCUGCUGUGCUACAUCCACCAUGAGCCGUCGGAGCCGGGGGGCUACUUCAGCGUGACGGUGGCCAAUGUAGGCAGCUGCCAAGCGGUGCUCUGUCGAGACGGCCAGCCCCUUCCCCUCUCCAAGGUCUUCAGUCUGGAGCAGAGCGCUGAGGAGAUGGAGAGGGUGAAACUCAGCAAGGCUAUCAUCACCGAGGACAACAAGGUGAGUGGAGUGACAUGCUGCUCUCGCCUGCUAGGCUGCUCUUACUUGUCUCCCUGGGUGCUCCCCAAGCCCUGGGUGCGCACCGAGCCCCUGUGUUCCCAGGACGACUUCCUGAUCCUGGGGAACCGGGCGUUGUUUGAGAGGGUGUCCUACCAGGAGGCUGUGUGCACAGUGCAAGCUGUAAGGGAGCCCCGGGCUGCAGCCAAGAAGCUCUGCACGCUGGCCCAGAGCUACGGCUGCCGGGACAACGUUGGGGUGGCAGUGGUGUCCCUGAACAUCGGGGAGGACAGCUGUACAUGUGAUCAGCCCAUGGCCAAUAACGUUACUGACCCCCGGGUACCCCCUCCGACCCCACUCCCCAUCUCCGCCCCCCCGGGGGACCCGGCCACGCCCUCCUCCAGCAGCGGCAUCGCCUCAGAGUUCAACAGCGAGACGUCGGCCUCGGAGGUGGGGAGCGAGGCGGGAUCCACUGCCUCCGACGAGCACCCUUCCUCUGGCAGCGCAGCGCGACCUGAGAGGCACUGCAGCCUUCACCCGGCAGCUAUACUUUGUGGCCCCACUGGGCACGGCUCGGCCGGGGGGCCACACCCAGUCCUGUUCCAGCGGCAGCCCUCCUGCGCCACCUUCUCCAGUAACCAGUCCGACAACGGACUGGACAGUGAUGACGAGGCUCCGCUGGAGGGGGUCAUUUCAAACGGCAGCAAGCUGGAGGUGGAGGUGGACAUCCACUGCUGUGCUUUCCAGAUCCGCUCCGGGGCCCCAGAGAGCCCCAAGGACAAUGACCUGGACAAGACGCGCUCCGACUACCCCAAUGGAAAGAUGCGUCGUCAGAACAGCGUGGUGGUGUCAUCCACUAACGGCUGCCUGCUGGCUGUUUGUGCCAGGGAGAUAUCUGACCUAAAGAAGUCUCCCUCCACCUCCAGCCUGUUUGGGAAGAAGCUCUCCAAUGGCUCUGUGGUCGCCCCAGAAGACAGCCACAACCUCAUCGAGGUGGCCCUGGAGGCCCCCAAGAAGAAAUCGGGCUACUUCACUGCCCCGGCCCAGCAGGACCCAGAGGACCAGCUGGUAGUCCCCCCCAGUCUGGAGCACGAUGUCAGGGAACAGCUCCGGGGUCAGAGCCCUGUGGUCCCAGGGCCCCCAGCGCCAUCAACACCCCCCUCCACCAGAGACCCUGUGUGGGACUACCCCCACCCCCCUGCAACUGUGCUGUCUCAGAGGGACCUGGUACCUUCCCCAAUACCCACCCCUAUCCCUGCCCUACAGCAGGAGGUUUAUGACACUGCCCUGUAGUGGGGGCCUGAGCACAGUGCCUCCCUGUGGCAGUCCUGUCACAGUGCCAUACCGGGA